AUGCCUCAGGGCGUCUCGGAGAUCGCUGCCAUGUGCGUCGGGCUGGUCGGGCUGAUCGGCGCCGCGGCCACCACAGGAAUGCCCAUGUGGAAGGUGACGGCGUUCAUUGGCGAGAACAUCAUUGUGAUGGAGACCCGCUGGGAGGGCCUGUGGAUGAACUGCUACCGACAAGCCAACAUCAGGAUGCAGUGCAAGGUGUACGACUCGCUGCUGUUCCUGCCGGCCGAGCUGCAGGCGUCCAGGGGCCUGAUGUGCUGCUCGCUGGCCCUGGCCGGCCUCGGGCUCCUCGUGGCUCUGGCGGGGAUGCGGUGCAUUUCCUGUUUUCAGGGUAACGACUGGGCUAAGACCGUGAUCCUGAUGGUGGCAGGUGUUAUGCAGCUCUUGGCCUGCUUCUGUGUCAUCAUCCCUGUGUCGUGGACGGGUCACGUCAUCAUUAGAGAUUUUUACAAUCCUUUGCUGAUUGACGCUCAGAGGAGGGAGCUGGGAGAAGCUCUGUACAUCGGCUGGGUGACCGGCGCCUUCCUGUUCGCCUCAGGCUUGUUGUUUCUCUGCCGCCGGUUGCCCAGGGCCAAAGGCUCAUUCGACGUGUACCACCCGGCCCACUUGCUAAACUACAAGCCAGCACCCGGAUACCCAAAUAUGAUGAGGUACAAUCACAUCCCGAGUCUUUCAAGCAUCAACUCGACUGCGUACCCUUCUUCUCUGCGGAGCAGUGGCUCAGCCGGGCCUCAACCUGCCAUGCCGCUGGAAACCUUCCCUCCAGGAAUGACACAUCACGGAUCACACAUCAACUCUCCUGUUGCCUAUAACCCAGGUCUGCCUGAAAAUGCAUCAUUGUUAUAUCAAGCUAGCAUGGCUCACCACUCCUCCAUGCGGAGUUCUAACAAUGCUGGAAGCGUGUAUACUCCGGCAAACUCCUUUUACUUAAGCCACAACACCACAGCCUAUCCACUGACCUACGGCGGCAACCCCACCGCAUCCUACCAGUCCAGCUUCCACCCGGUUCCACACUCGCCUAUCUUCAUAGGAUAUAACAAAUCAAUAGUUCAUCCAGGGUCUCACAGUGGGAGCAGUGGUGUUCGUGGUGUAUACAUAUAA
Molecule: messenger RNA, 1098 nt
Organism: Limanda limanda (common dab)
Lineage: Eukaryota; Metazoa; Chordata; Actinopteri; Pleuronectiformes; Pleuronectidae
Product: claudin-8-like
Exons: 1
Coding region: 1-1098 (365 amino acids)
Biological process (GO): cell adhesion; bicellular tight junction assembly
Cellular component (GO): bicellular tight junction; plasma membrane
Molecular function (GO): structural molecule activity
Source: RefSeq, a predicted model, not a curated record